GGUCGGCACUUUCUCCCUCCUCAAAUAAGCGCAGGACCUCUGUCACAUCCAUCACCUUCGCCGUUACAAUCACCAUCACAAAUGGUGUCACCAAUGAUUCCAAAACAGGUGUCGCCACCGCCUGCAGCGGAAGCGGAAACGCAAUGGUGGAGCGUUGCUAAACAAACGGAAGUGAAAUAUCCAGUGCCACACCCGUUAUUAUUUAGUCACGGAAGUGCAACAGAUAGACAAUACCAGGCACACUUGGCGUCGUUUCUACAAAAUAUAAAACCUAUUACGCCUGCGCGACGCUGCAGACGUUGCAGAUGCCCGAAUUGCCAAAACCCAUCAAAUAAUGACCCAUCGAAAAAGAAAGUGCACGUAUGCCACUUUCCUGGUUGUGAAAAGGUUUAUGGGAAAACAAGUCACUUGAAAGCUCAUUUACGUUGGCAUUCCGGGGAGAGACCAUUUGUAUGUAAUUGGUUGUUUUGUGGGAAAAGUUUCACGCGCUCGGACGAAUUACAACGCCACCUACGAACACAUACGGGCGAAAAACGUUUCGCUUGUCAAACAUGUGGCAAAAGAUUCAUGCGAAGUGAUCACCUCAGUAAACAUGCAAAAACUCAUGAAACCAAACGACAAAAGACAAAACAUGAGGGAGACUCCGAUACGGAAAAUAACGAAAAUGUCCGCCCAGUGCCACGGACAAAUACGGAAACUGACGAUGAGGAUUCGGAUAUUGACGUAGAAUUUGACGAUUCGGAUGUGUCCGAUAUAUAGUCAAGUGAUAGAAAAUAGUGCUUGUAACACGAAUUUUAUGAUGUGCCCAUAAAACUUCCAGUCUGUGAUUCUUUAAUAAGAUAUCGAAGGAUGCUGAUGUACAAAUCAAAGUUAAACUUCAACACUUUUAAGUUAUCAUUUACUAAUAUUUUGAUAUAACUUUAAUGGUAAUUGUUUUUAGAAAAUGUAUAUGAAAAUGUCUUUUUUAGUGCUAUUUUGUUUAUGAAAUCAUGCGAGACGUUUGUUUUGUUUAUGUUUUAAAGUGCAUG
Ruditapes philippinarum (Manila clam) is the source of this 1028-nucleotide messenger RNA. Its product is annotated as transcription factor Sp5-like. The record is from RefSeq and is a predicted model, not a curated record. Gene Ontology annotation, biological process: regulation of transcription by RNA polymerase II. Gene Ontology annotation, molecular function: DNA-binding transcription factor activity, RNA polymerase II-specific; RNA polymerase II cis-regulatory region sequence-specific DNA binding. Lineage: Eukaryota; Metazoa; Mollusca; Bivalvia; Venerida; Veneridae.